AGUGACAGAGAAAAAUUUAUUUAAGAGAGAAACCCACUCAGCCUUAUCCAUUAUAUAUAUCUAACCUGUAAACCUUUAUAAAAGCAAAUCAAUAUCCUCUCCUCCCUUCCCCACCGGUGAAACCACCAGAGACGAGAACCAGACCAAGGCGAAUCCCCAUAGAGAGACCCAAAGAAGAGGAACCCAACCGUAGAAUCUAUUUGUCUUCAAUGGCUACUAGUAAGAGCUACUUUGCUAGACAAAGCUACCGAUUUUUGUCCAGUGACCAGACCCCUCACGCGCCGCUCACGCCCGACUCUGCAUUCGAGCUCGAUGAGUCUGACGUUUACAACAACUCAGUAGCAACUCGCUCCAACUCGCCCGAGUUUCGGAAAGCUGUACAGAGUUCGAGACUUAACAAAAAGUCCACAGCAACAGCAGCGGCCAGACUCACAGACCCUGGAAAUAGAGCCGUCGGGACUCCGUCGUCACUUCCGGUUAACAUACCGGAUUGGUCGAAGAUAUUGAAAGACGAAUACAGGGAGAAUCGAAGGAGAGAGGUCGACGACGAUGACGAUGAUGAUGUGGACGGCGAGGAUUAUUUCGAUGGAGGAGCGAGAGUUCCACCGCACGAGUUUUUGGCCAGACAGUUGGCGAGGACGAGGAUCGCAUCGUUCUCGGUGCAUGAAGGAGUAGGGAGGACAUUGAAAGGGAGGGAUCUGAGUAGGGUAAGAAAUGCAAUUUGGGAGAAAACAGGGUUUCAAGAUUAAAAAGCAAAAAAAAAAAAAUCAAGAAAUGAAGGUCUUUUUCGAGGAUUUAUAUACAGGAAUUCAUCACUACAGGUUUUCUAGAGUAUGUGAUAGAUGUUUUUUUUUCAAAUUUUUACUUUAAAUUUUGAUGGGUAUGGUGGUAUGAUGCUGAAUAGUAUGAGUUUUAUGCUUGUGAUAUGCUAACUUCUUCGAGAUUGUAUCAGAAAUGGCUGAGAAAAUUUCACUUUGGCAAUAAAAUUGCAGAGAUUUUUCAUUA
This is a messenger RNA of Hevea brasiliensis (rubber tree), 1005 nucleotides long. Its product is annotated as protein S40-4. The coding region runs from base 210 to 749 and encodes 179 amino acids. Lineage: Eukaryota; Viridiplantae; Streptophyta; Magnoliopsida; Malpighiales; Euphorbiaceae. The record is from RefSeq and is a predicted model, not a curated record. The transcript has a single exon.